CCCGAGCGUGCGCGCGGGGACAGGGUGGGGUGGGGGUCCCGUGGAGGGGGCCUGGGUCAUUGCCUCCUCAGUCGAGGUUUGUAUUACCUGAGGCAGGGGCACGGCACGCUGAGAUUGUCCGGCACUGAUUGAUCCGAAAUUAGACUGCCCGGGCUGGGGGGACCCGCGUUUGCAUUGCUUCGGAAGCAGUAGGACCCCAGGCCAAGUUGUUCCCCUCGGUUUGCAUUUGUUCAUCUUUCAUUGCACUGGCAGAGUGCCUUCCAAUUUUGCACUGCACUGAGAAUGUACAUCUAGACUUGAACUGCACAAGAAUUGUACUCCAAGGUUGCAUCAGAACAUCUCUCAAUUUUCAUUUGCCCAAGGGUAGAAAGAGCUAUGUGUUCCCUGACUUUAGUAAGGGGUCCCUAGGGGAAAGCCCCUCCCCCCAUGUUGCCCUGCUUCCAGCUGCUUCGCAUGGGGGUUGGGAGGGGUGGAGAUCUCUAUACUUUUCACCCCCCAACUGGGGCUGGCUGUACCUACCACUUGGGCCUCAGGGCUGAUCUGUGUGAUGUGGCCCUUCGGCCCCAGUGUGAGCCUGUCCUCAUCUCUCCGGUCCAUGCCAAGCUGCAUGCUGAAGGCCAAGGUGACGACUGGAGAGUCAGCCUGGAGGACUGCAGUAGCUAUGGUACCUUGGUCAACAAUAUCAGGCUACCCAGGGGUCACCAACUGGAACUAAGUGACGGUGACCUCCUAACCUUUGGCCCUAAGGGGCCUGUGGGGGCCAGCCCUCCUGAGUUCUACUUCAUGUUCCAGCGUGUGCGAGUCCGACCCCAGGACUUUGCUGCUAUCACUAUCCCCAGAGCUGGGGGGGAAUCAGGAGGUGAAGGUGGUUUUUGGCCUAUGCUGCCCCCUCAGGGGGCCCCACAGCGUCCCCUCAGCACCCUCUCCCCUGCUCCCAAGGCUACCCUGAUCCUCAGCUCCAUUGGCAGCCUCAGCAAACUCCAGCCUCAGCCCCUUACAUUCUCCAGGGUCGGGGGUGGAGGUCAGAGCCUGACCUUUCCUGUGACCUUUAGGGAGGCAGGGGCCACCCUUCCCACCCCACCUCCAGCCCCUCGGAACCGUCGGAAGUCAGCACACAAGGUGCUGGCUGAGCUAGAGGAUGAGGGAGGAACUGAGGAGAACCCUCCCAGAGUUCAGGCUGAAACCAGGAAGAAGCCCCGAGGAAUGAAGAUUCCAGUCACUCCCUGUGGAAAGCGACGUGGCCGUCCCCGGAAGUACCUGUCAUCUCGGACUGCAGUUCCCCCUCCGGUUGGGGGAGGGGAGCCCUGUGCAGCCCCCAGCUGCCAACCACCCCAGGAAGAGACAGUGGCCUGGGUCCAAUGUGAUGGCUGUGAUGAGUGGUUCCAUGUGGCCUGUGCAGGUUGCAGCUACCGGGCUGCCCAAGAGGCUGACUACCGCUGUUCUAGUUGCCAAGCCUAAGGAGGAAAGACUUCCAGGAAGGAAUUGCCCAUUGCCAUGGAUACUAACUGACUAAGGGACCUUAGCAGUCCCCUAAAGUAACAUGGAAAAAAGUGCCUUUUGGCUGUGGCUGUUGUCUCAAGGAGUGUCCAGUUGCUAGAGAACAUGGAACUGAUUCCAGGGUCCUGUUGCCUCCAGAUGCCAUAUGCCUGAGAUCAGAGUUACCAACUCUGGAAGUCAAGAUCAUGUCAGAUGAAUGGCUUCAGGAACUCUAAAACUGGAUGAGGAAGAUUUUGGAGGGCCAUUUAUAGUACUUCCCUGGGAGAAUCUGGAAAACUUCAGGUUUGGCUGUGAGAGGGCAGGGAAAAGGAGAAAAGAAAAAUGUUCUAGUAUGACUCUGAUCCCUCAAAUAUGCUGCUUCCAUCAUAACAGCCUACCCCAAAGCUCUACUGGCCAUUAUGUCCAGUUCCCCAAUCUUUGGUCUUUUCUGAUCUGUCCUUUCCCCUUCCUGCUUAUUUCCAAAUAAAGAACCAGCUGCUGA
Molecule: messenger RNA, 1978 nt
Organism: Vombatus ursinus (common wombat)
Lineage: Eukaryota; Metazoa; Chordata; Mammalia; Diprotodontia; Vombatidae
Gene: TCF19
Product: transcription factor 19
Exons: 5
Coding region: 427-1458 (343 amino acids)
Biological process (GO): regulation of gene expression
Cellular component (GO): nucleus
Molecular function (GO): protein binding
Source: RefSeq, a predicted model, not a curated record